GCAUGCGCUCUCUGCAACAAUGAGCCGAUUUGGGUUCUAUUUUAUUUUUGUCUUCUUAUUGAUUAAAAGCCCGAGUUUGCUUCUCUUCCUAUGUUUCGCCAUGUAUGUUUAUAUUCACUACAGAACACGAUGAAAGCAUCCAGAUGGACGAGAAUGUGGACAGACAGACAGACAGACAGAGGGAGGAUGUAGGUUAAUAACGUUCUUCAGUUUACAAACGCGUCACGAUGAUAUGACUUGUCCUUGUCACUGCGCCUCCGGAUGGCGUCAGUCUGGUGAGAUGGACUGUGGUGUUCCCAGCUCGGAGGUCGUCUCGUCCCGUGAACUCUCCACCAGCCCACGCCGGAGCACAGACACUCAGACUCUGCAGUUACGUUACCGACAGAUAAGACGCAGGACGGUGGUGAUAAGAGACGUUUAAAAACAGAGAGAGGCUGAGAGAGGAUGAGCUGCCUUCAACAGUCAGAGGGAAGGAGUCCAAACAGCUGUUCUUCUCUGACAACAUUUAGCAGUGACUCUGCCUGUGUCCAAACUGUUUGCACCAAUGGGUGUCAUGCUGUCAGUUUGGUUGUACAGCAGGAAAGCUGACAGCCCCCCGUCUUCCCCCCCUUCUUCAGCUUUCCGUCCUCUGGCUGUCCCCACUUCCUCUCGCCUCACAGUCACCCUCAACUCCACUCCAGUCUCUCCAGAAGAUGGUCGAUCAUGCUGGAGCUCAGUCCACCGCUCUCCUCACUUCCUGCUCUCUGCCUGCAAACAGAAAGUGACGCGUUCGCCUGUAGAGCUGAGUAGCGACGGGGUGAGAUCAGAGAUGGGAGUGAAACAUGGGCUUCACAUAUGGGAGGUGCUGUGGAACCCUGACCAGAGAGGGAGCCAUGCUGUCAUAGGCAUUUCCAGGCUGGAAUGUCCACUGCAGGCUGCAGGGUACAAUGUCCUGGUGGGGGGAGAUGCACAGUCCUGGGGCUGGGAACUCAAAACCAAUCAGCUCUGGCAUGGUGGACAUAACCUGGGACUUUACCCCGGAAAGAUGAAGCAGUGUCAUCCUGCGGUUUCUGAGAAGUUGGAGCCUCAGAGUUACAAAUCAGUAGAUGCUGAGAGUCCUCUCCCCAUUCCAGAACAUGUCCUGCUGGUCCUAGAUGCUGAUGCUGGGACUCUGGGAUUCGUUGUUGAUGGCAGCUUUCUUGGUAUAGCUUUUACAGACCUUCCUUGUGGGGUGGAGCUGUUCCCAGCGGUGAGCAGCGUGAGAGGAGGUGCCACCAUACGACUACGAUACCUGAACGGUGCCUCACGUGAUCCUCCAGCCCUGAUGGCUCUAUGUGGACUGUCAAUUCGUCAGUUUCUUGGGCAGCAGAGGCAGAAUCAAACUGCCAAACUGCCUCUACCACCCUUUCUUCAGAACUACCUGCUUUCUAGCCAUUAAUUUGUACACAAAUGCACUAAUUAACAUACAUGAUAGGAAUGUGUUAGUUAGUAAUCGCACCAGUGGUGUUCUGUGGUCUACUGUAGUGAAUAUUACCAACUACCCUUCACAUAAAAAAAGAAUCACACACUCAAAGUGCCGUGGGUUGUCAAACCACCAAUGCAAACACUAACAAAAUAGGACACACAUGAUGUAUUAUAUGAUAUUUAAUUCAUUUUAAUAGCCAAAAUGUUGAUGCCUAGCCAUGUAUUUUUAGUGGUGAUACAUAAAUCCUGGCCUUUUUAUAAUGUGGAUAAUGUAGACUUCACAAUACAAUGUACAAAGUACAUACAAUGUACCUCCUUUUAUGUCAAAUGAUGUAUAUAGUGUAUGUUUGCUUAGUUGAGUACACUUACUAUUUGUCUUUUUUAUUAUGAUGUGAUGUCCACAUUUUGUCUGGUGAUAGAUGUCCUCUAUGAAUAUAACAGUGAACUGAAAGAAAAUUAAUUGAGAUUAAAUGUAGCAUGCAUUUUGCGAUUGUCUGAAUGUUUAUUUAUUAAUGAAAUAAAUUACUUAUAUAUUUUUUUCUGCUAUAGAGUUUCUACCAUGUUGUGGAAGUGAGCGAGAACAAGAGUUUGUUAAAUGGUGUUUAAUGUUUCUUCUUCAAAGUUCUAUAAUGCCAAUUUUCAUUGCCAAUUUGAACUAAUAAAAAGCACUUUAACAGUU
This is a messenger RNA of Solea solea (common sole), 2122 nucleotides long. RefSeq names its product SPRY domain-containing SOCS box protein 4. Gene Ontology annotation, biological process: proteasome-mediated ubiquitin-dependent protein catabolic process. Gene Ontology annotation, cellular component: SCF ubiquitin ligase complex. The transcript is spliced from 3 exons. The coding region runs from base 545 to 1417 and encodes 290 amino acids. Lineage: Eukaryota; Metazoa; Chordata; Actinopteri; Pleuronectiformes; Soleidae. Gene Ontology annotation, molecular function: protein binding. The record is from RefSeq and is a predicted model, not a curated record.